Ciona intestinalis (vase tunicate) is the source of this 893-nucleotide messenger RNA. The record is from RefSeq and is a predicted model, not a curated record. Lineage: Eukaryota; Metazoa; Chordata; Ascidiacea; Phlebobranchia; Cionidae.
CCUUGAACUGAUAGGUAAUAAACAGAGAAAUAUACUGUACGUUUUGAUUCUGUUAAGUUUGCUAGUCGUAACAUCAACCACUGGUAGUUGGCAUCAACUUGAUGGCAUCGAAUAUUACAUUGACUAUACAGCAGUUAGUGGAAUUGAUAAAGCAAAGGAAGGUUGUAACGCAAUGAACGCCAUUCUAGCUGUUGUUACAUCUCAACGAAUUCAAGAUUUUAUUGAAAGCAGCUUUAAUGCAGCAGAGCUGACAGGUGGAUCGUAUUACUCUAACUUCUACAUCGGAUUAACUCGGGUUAAUUCAACUACAUUUCAAUGGCCGGAUGGUACUUUCGUAAAACUAAACUAUGUUUGUGAAAUGAUGAUAAAUUCUCGCUACUCUUAUUCAAGCUGUGUUGCAAUUGUUUGGAGUGGCGUCUCGGACUUUACAUGGUAUGCUGAGUAUUGUUAUUCCUACUAUGGUUACAUUUGCCAGAGAAGAAUUAACACCACGACAGCUUUUAGAAAAUAUAAGAAAAACCAUGAAACCCAAUCUAAAACUACAGAUAACUUGAAAAACUGCAAGACACCAUCGUGGGUUAUCCCUGUCAUCGCAAUACUAUCUGCAACUGUCGUAUCCAUGCUAGCACUUGUGCUGUACUUGUGGAAAAGUCGAUUAAAGCCCACGGUUCCCAAUUCUGACGUCAAAGUUAACAUGCACGUGACUCAAGAAUCCUCGUAUGCUGAUCCGAUUGCAAUUACAACUGUUUCUCAACCAGAGUACGAAGACAUAAAUGAACCAGAAGCAGUAUACGAAGAAUUUGACGACAAAUAAGGGAUAUAGUAGGGUGGGGUAAAAUGAGACACCUUAUCAUUUAUUUUCUCGUCCCAUUUUGUAGUAAACAAAGGAAAUA